Messenger RNA from Ziziphus jujuba (common jujube), 2026 nucleotides. RefSeq names its product DEAD-box ATP-dependent RNA helicase 57. The record is from RefSeq and is a predicted model, not a curated record. Lineage: Eukaryota; Viridiplantae; Streptophyta; Magnoliopsida; Rosales; Rhamnaceae. The transcript is spliced from 12 exons. Bases 246 to 1844 code for a protein of 532 amino acids. Gene Ontology annotation, biological process: maturation of SSU-rRNA. Gene Ontology annotation, molecular function: ATP binding; RNA helicase activity; nucleic acid binding.
ACAGCUGAAAUUACCUUGUUGCUCUGCUUCAAUUCGUCUUUUUGCUGUUUUGUCCUGCUGAUAAGUGUGCAGUUACCAUGAUUAUGCCAUGUAAACUAGCUUCGGUAAAAUGUUUGACCUGUUUUUAUGAGAUUAUUGUUUAUACUGAGGUGUAGGUAGGGUUUAACCAAAAAAAUAAAAAUAAAACAAAAUACAUAAUACAUCAUCCUAGGGUUUAACCCAAAAGCCCAUCAUUCUCUUCAACCAUGAGCGAAGACACUUCUUUUUUGUUCUCUGGCCUGCAUUUUGAUAGGAAGAAGUUCGCCAAAGACUUCUCCAGAUUCAAGGAGAAGGAAAAUAGUGAUGACCUGAUAGAGAACUUGAGCUUGGUUGAAGUGGAAAAAGAGGAAGAGAAGAAAGUGUCUACGAAGAAGAGGAAGCGAAACGCAGCGGUUUCUGAAGAAACCGUAGAGGGUUUCACCGUCUUUAAGAAUUCGAAAUCAGCAUCAGUAGAGAAUGAGCAAGCUAAAAAAGAAUCCUCUCAGGAGAAAAAGAAACUUAAUAGGCAACUUGAGCAAGAUGCAAUUUUUCGGAAGAAGUACAACAUUCAUGUGUCUGGGAAUAAUGUCCCCUGCCCACUUCAGAAUUUCACAGAACUAAGCUCUAGAUAUGGAUGCAGGUCAAAAUUAUUACGCAAUUUGGCAGAACUUGGAUUUAAAGAACCAACACCAAUUCAAAGGCAGGCUAUACCAGUCCUCUUAUCUGGGCGAGAUUGCUUUGCUUGUGCUCCAACUGGGUCUGGAAAAACCUUGGCUUUCGUUUGCCCUAUGCUUAUGAAACUUAAGCAUCCAUCUAGAGAUGGCAUCCGAGCUGUUAUCCUUUGUCCUACACGUGAAUUAGCUUGUCAAUCGAUCAGAGAGUGCAAAAAAAUGGCUAAAGGAUAUAAAUUCCGUAUUAAGUUGAUGACUAAAGAGCUUGUAAGACAGAAUGAUUUAUCAAAUUUUUUUUGUGAUGUACUUAUAUCUACUCCACUUCGAUUAAGGUUGGCUGUGCGGAAAAAGAAGAUGGAUUUAAGCAGGGUUGAGUAUCUUGUCUUGGAUGAAUCUGAUAAGCUAUUUGAGCUUGAGAGCUUGAUGAUAAAGCAGAUUGAUUCAAUAGUAAAAGCAUGCACAAAUCCCUCAAUCAUACUCUCAUUGUUUAGUGCUACUUUACCUGAUUAUGUUGAAGAGAUUGCACGUACAAAAAUGCAUGAUGCUGUUCGAGUUAUUAUUGGCAGGAAGAACACUGCUACUGAAACUGUAAAGCAAAAGUUGAUAUUUACUGGAAGUGAAGAAGGGAAACUUAUAGCACUUCGUCAAAGCUUUGCAGAGAGUCUGAAUCCACCGGUGUUAAUCUUUCUCCAAAGCAAGGAGCGAGCUAAGGAACUCUAUGCAGAACUAUCAGUUGCCAACAUUAGAGUUGAUGUCAUCCAUUCUGAUUUGUCUCAGAUGCAGAGAGAAAAUGCUGUUGAUGACUUCAGAGCUGGCAAAACAUGGGUUUUGAUUGCCACUGAUGUUAUUGCCCGGGGUAUGGAUUUCAAAGGUGUCAACUGUGUGAUUAAUUAUGAUUUUCCAGAUUCUGCUGCCGCAUACAUUCACAGAAUUGGUCGAUCUGGCAGAGCAGGGAGGAGGGGAGAAGCAAUUACUUUUUACACAGAGCAAGAUAUCCCAUUUUUGCGAAAUAUUGCUAAUGCGAUGGCAGCAUCAGGCUGUGAGGUUCCCUCUUGGGCCUUGACAUUGCCCAAACUCAGAUGGAAGGAGCACCGGCCACGAAGAGAUUCAAUAUCAACUAACCAAGAAAAUUAUGGAGAAACUAGUCAGAGAUAGUCUUGCAUUAUAUGCUUCUGGGAUUUUUUUUUUUCUUUUUUUGGUAAAGAUUCGGAGGCAAUAUGCACAAAAGCUUGGAUUAUACACUUUAUCGUUUUAGAUUGUAGUUUACGUUUCUCUUAUGGCCAUUGGCUACAUAUUAAUUUAGAUAUUAAUUUAAGUUCUCCAAGAUUUAUGCUACA